Molecule: messenger RNA, 1558 nt
Organism: Chanos chanos (milkfish)
Lineage: Eukaryota; Metazoa; Chordata; Actinopteri; Gonorynchiformes; Chanidae
Gene: thrab
Product: thyroid hormone receptor alpha b
Exons: 10
Coding region: 298-1548 (416 amino acids)
Biological process (GO): retinoic acid receptor signaling pathway; cell differentiation; thyroid hormone receptor signaling pathway
Cellular component (GO): RNA polymerase II transcription regulator complex
Molecular function (GO): zinc ion binding; RNA polymerase II cis-regulatory region sequence-specific DNA binding; nuclear receptor activity
Source: RefSeq, a predicted model, not a curated record
CUUACAGGGCGGUGGUCAUCUGUCCCAGAGGCUGGGGACCAGGGGAAGGCACUAGCCAGACGAACACGCAUACAAACACACACGACUGUACACUGACAUCAUUGCUUCAGUGACCUGGUGCUAGGAUCAGGGAGAGUGCGUCAGAGGACAUCACAGGCAAGGGUCGCUACGGAGACCGGCAGAGCCCCGACUCUGUGAUGGCUGAGUGACAUCACCUCCCGCGAAUGACAAGCAAGCAUCCGAGAGUGGGGCCUGCCUCAGUCUCACGUGAUUGGCCGCUGAAUGGGAUUAAGGUGAAUGGAACACAUGCCCAAGAAGCAGGACCCUAGCCUAUCAGAGGGAGAAGAGAAACAGUGGCUCGAUGGCCCGAAGAGGAAGCGAAAGAACAGUCAAUGUUCUGUGAAGAGUAUGUCUGCUCUGUCACUGUGUGUCCCAGGGUACAUUCCCAGCUACCUGGAGAAAGAUGAGCCAUGUGUGGUGUGUGGAGACAAGGCCACAGGCUACCACUACCGCUGCAUUACGUGUGAGGGCUGUAAGGGUUUCUUCCGACGGACCAUCCAGAAGAACCUUCACCCCACAUACUCCUGUAAGUACGACGGCUGCUGCAUCAUCGACAAGAUCACACGCAACCAGUGCCAGCUCUGCCGAUUCAAAAAAUGCAUUGCUGUCGGCAUGGCGAUGGACUUGGUGCUGGAUGAGGCCAAGCGUGUGGCCAAGCGCCGUUUGAUAGAGGAGAACAGAGAGAGGAGGAAGAAGGAGGAGAUGGUGAAGACCUUGCAGAACAGACCGGAGCCCUCCAGCUCAGAGUGGGAGCUGAUCCGAAUCGUCACGGAGGCCCAUCGCCACACCAACGCCCAGGGCUCCCACUGGAAGCAGAAACGCAAGUUCCUGCCUGAGGACAUCGGUCAGUCCCCCGUCACUCCCUCCUCAGACGGGGACAAAGUGGACCUGGAGGCUUUCAGUGAAUUCACCAAGAUCAUCACGCCAGCCAUCACCCGCGUCGUCGACUUUGCCAAAAAACUGCCCAUGUUCUCCGAGCUGCCGUGUGAGGAUCAGAUCAUCCUGUUGAAAGGCUGCUGUAUGGAGAUCAUGUCUCUGAGAGCGGCCGUGCGCUACGACCCAGAGAGCGAGACGCUGACGCUGAGUGGAGAGAUGGCGGUGAAGCGUGAGCAGCUGAAGAACGGAGGCCUGGGCGUGGUCUCUGACGCCAUCUUCGACCUGGGCAAGAGCCUGGCGCAGUUUAACCUGGACGACACGGAAGUGGCGCUGCUACAGGCCGUACUGCUCAUGAGCUCAGAUCGUUCGGGCCUGACCUGCGUGGAGAAGAUUGAGAAAUGCCAGGAGACAUACCUGCUGGCGUUUGAACACUACAUAAACUACCGCAAGCACAACAUUCCUCAUUUCUGGCCCAAGCUGCUGAUGAAGGUGACGGACCUGCGGAUGAUUGGCGCCUGUCACGCCAGCCGUUUCCUGCACAUGAAGGUGGAGUGCCCCACCGAACUCUUCCCGCCCCUCUUCCUGGAAGUCUUCGAGGACCAGGAGGUGUGAACUGGGAGCG